Molecule: messenger RNA, 810 nt
Organism: Trichoderma breve
Lineage: Eukaryota; Fungi; Ascomycota; Sordariomycetes; Hypocreales; Hypocreaceae
Product: taurine catabolism dioxygenase tauD, tfdA family domain-containing protein
Exons: 1
Coding region: 1-810 (269 amino acids)
Molecular function (GO): oxidoreductase activity
Source: RefSeq, a predicted model, not a curated record
AUGGUCCCGAUCCUGGACGCACCAGAUCUUAGCUGCGCCCAGGAACCUGGUCACGUCCGCAGUGUGUGUGAGAAGCUCCGCCAGAAGGGCAUCCUCAAGGUCAGCCUGGGCUUUGCAGACCGCAAGAGCCGAUAUCUCGAGCAGCUGCUCCGGAGCCUGCAUCAGAACCACGGUCACCAGCUCCCCAUUGCUCACAGCGCCACCCGCGGCUGGUUCUGGGACGUUCUCCCCUCUUCGACCAGCUUCCAAACGGCCAACUGCCAAGCUCGCUCAGAGACAAUGGAAGACUUCCCCUGGCACACGGACUGCAGCUACGAGGAUCCUCCACCACGCUACUUUGCCCUGCAGGUGCUCCAGCCUGAUCGCUGCGGUGGCGGAACGCUCUCUGUGAUGAACGUGGAGCGCCUUAGCGAACUGCUCUCAUCCGCUGCCAGGGAGUCUCUCGCCAGGCCAGAGUUCCUCAUCCGGACGCCACCGGAAUUUGUCAAGCAUCCCGACCACCAGCACAUCGUGGGGAGCAUCCUAAUGGCCGACGACGAGGGCCGGCUCACCAUGAUGCGCUUCCGGGAAGAUCUCCUGACACCCCUGAACGAGCGAGCGGCUGUCGCUCUCAAAGAGCUGAAACAAGCUCUGCAGGGCGCCGAAGCGAGAAGCCACUCGACCUUGCACCUUACUGCAAAGGCUCUUCCAGAGCGGUCCAUCAUACUCAUCGAUAACAGGCGGUGGCUGCACGCGCGGAACCACGUCAAGGAUCCGGAGCGGCACCUACGUCGGGUGAGGUGGGACGCCGUGCCCUUUACGGUUUGCUAG